Messenger RNA from Aspergillus nidulans FGSC A4, 1115 nucleotides. Its product is annotated as protein retrieval receptor. Lineage: Eukaryota; Fungi; Ascomycota; Eurotiomycetes; Eurotiales; Aspergillaceae. The transcript is spliced from 4 exons. The coding region runs from base 121 to 690 and encodes 189 amino acids. The record is from RefSeq and is a predicted model, not a curated record. Gene Ontology annotation, cellular component: endoplasmic reticulum; membrane; cytoplasm.
CACGAAUCACGACUACCCUAGGACCUCUUGGAUGCCGUAUAGCUGGUGCUGAGAGUGCGCCCCUUUACUCCAGAUUGUCCUAAUCUUUCUACUUUUCUGUGACCAUUUUUAACCGCCGUAAUGGACGUCCCUGAGCCCGAGCAGACGCCGUUUACCGCAGUCUCCGCGCAGACCUCGAAGCUUGCUAGGCAAUACCAAACCUACCUCGACGCCUCGACCCCUUUCACAGCCUAUCGCUGGAUAGGCACUGCCGUGCUCCUUUUCAUCUUCUUCUUGCGCAUCAUCCUCGCCCAGGGCUGGUACAUUGUCGCAUACACCGUCGGGAUCUACCUCCUAAACCUCUUCCUCCUUUUCCUACAGCCCAAAUUUGACCCCUCUCUCACACAAGACGAGGGCCUCGAAGAUGGCGACGCGGGUGCCCCCAGCCUCCCGACAAAGCAGGACGACGAGUUUCGCCCUUUUAUCCGCCGUCUCCCCGAGUUCAAAUUCUGGCACUCGGCUACCCGCGCCCUGGCCAUCGGGUUCCUCUGCACCUGGUUCUCUGUCUUUGAUAUCCCCGUCUUUUGGCCUGUACUUGUGGUGUACUGGAUUCUGUUGUUCGUUUUGACGAUGCGCCGACAAAUUCAACACAUGAUCAAGUACCGAUACGUGCCUUUCUCCUUUGGAAAGGCCAGAUAUGGCCGCUCAUGAAAGCUGACUAAACGAUUUACCACUUUUCUCCCUCUUUAUCUCAUGAGAUGACGGCACGGAGUAUUUGCCAUCCCCCGUUGGGGAUGUGCUUGGACAUUUUGUUAAUUCUCUCUUUUCUCGCUUCUCUCCCAUGAGUUGUUUGCAAGCAUCGAUGCGCUUCGUUGGAUUCCUCGGAAGUUCAGCAUGGCCUAUCUAUUUGGUUUGCGAUAGAGGAAAGGAUGAGGAUUGUAGCUUCUAAUGCAUACUUUUACUUUUCUUCUCUUCGGCUCUUACGUUUUCCUCCUGACGAUGAAUUUGUUUCGCUGUACAGAGAGUGUCGUGCGCACGCUGCUCGCUUUUCACUCACCCUAACACCUAAUGUUGAUGUCGCCUCUGCUUAUGCCCUAUGCGAGAGCCUUGUAUCUUUACGUGCAUGAUUGGCAGGA